GUGAAGAAUUAGAAAGGCUGAAAACUCAACUCACCGAAAUGAGAAAUAAAUUGAGGCAAGUACCAAAGAUACAGAAUCCUGCCUGCAUUUUACAAAAGGAUACUUCAUAUGAUGUAUGGAGGAAAAUUGUGGAAAACGAUUUCAGAACCUUCGGCUAUUUAUAUUUAAUUGACAAAAACGAAACAAAACCUACACUUUCUGCCGAUGAAGAAACCAGUAGAAGUGGUUUCGCUAUGGGGUAUCUAAUAAGUAGACUAGAUGAUGAAUACAAAAGAUUAGUAUGUGAUAUAAAUGAGCCUAUGGCAAUACUAGAAAAAUUGGAUUCAUUAAAACAUCCAAAAAUCCCAUCGACUAAAUUUGUUCUGAAAAGGUCAUGGUCUAAUUUGACAUACCUAAAAGGUAAAGAAACAGCUACUCAAUUUAUUACUAGAUUCGAAGAAGCUACACGAAAUCUUAUGAGGGUUACUGAAGGUGAAAUGAAAGAAGAAGAUAUUCGUGAAAAUUUUCUUAUGGCGAUUUACAAUUCCGUACCAGAAGUAAUUAGAAGGUAUGAUGCCUCUGGUGGGAAAAUCUCACUGAAUGAAAUAAAAUCUAUGAUGUUAAACACUGAGGCAACAGAAGCGGAAGCAAAAGCGAGGUGCGAAGAAAUGGAGACAACAGUUGCUCUUAAUGCCUCUGUUGGAAGUAGAGAUUCAAAGAAAUUCAAUAUAGGGAAGGUGAAGGUAUGCUAUCGAUGUGGAAAGCCGAAUCAUAUGAGUUUUGAAUGUAAGAGUAGAGCUAUCAUUUGCUACAAUUGCAAGGAACUAACUACAAAUCAUGAUGCAAAAUCAUGCAAAAAGAGGAAAGUAAUCGGAAAGAAUCGUGUAGGUUACAAUUAUAGAAAGGAGCAGAGAGGUGGAUAUCUAGGGAGAAGAAUGUAUAAAAAUGUUGGAAACAGAAGAAAUACUGAAGGUUCACAAAUGAAAGAGGAUAAUAAUAAUAGAAGAGGUUUGUACAAGAAAGUAAAACUAAGCGGGGAGGAAGGUGAAAAAUCUAAAUUUGCCUUUGUCGCAAUGGAAGAUUUUGAUGCAUCGUAUGCAGAGAACUUGCAGGAAGAAUGAGAGGCAAACGCAGCAGAAGUUGAAGGUGAAACGUGUGAUGUCUUUGAAUAAAAGGUGAAGAAAAGGAGAUGAAGAAGAGAUAAGGAAAAGAGGACAGAAGAAUAAGAUUUCAGUUGUUAUGUUUCAAGAAGUUUAUUUUUUUAUACAAAUAUAAUAUGUACUAUGUUUGAAAAUGA
Molecule: messenger RNA, 1276 nt
Organism: Coccinella septempunctata (seven-spotted ladybird)
Lineage: Eukaryota; Metazoa; Arthropoda; Insecta; Coleoptera; Coccinellidae
Exons: 2
Coding region: 39-1100 (353 amino acids)
Molecular function (GO): nucleic acid binding; zinc ion binding
Source: RefSeq, a predicted model, not a curated record